AUGCAACCCCUGAGAUAUCAAAGCUACGCUUCGCCGAGUGGCUACCGUUCAAGACAGCCAGCCUGGUCUCCACCUUUUCUUGCUGGGAGUUCCAUUGCAGACGCUGGUGAUAGCGAUUCGGGAAUACAACUGGGCAUGAGAAGUGAGAACGUAACAUACUCAAGCCUCCCCAACCCCCCAGAGGCGCUGCUCGGCGCCUCUCAUCGUGAAAGAUGUCAAGAACAGUUCCCGACAAAUAGCGGCUCGGCCGCGUCGAUGUCCUUUGGCAAUAUACAAGCCUCUUCAUUUCCACCGCAUCCGGUGUUCGAGACUGGACCGGAGGCCACAUCAUACCAUGACUUUUCUCCAGGUGGCUCUAAACCAUAUCACUCUUCUGCUUUUCCAGAUGAUUUAUUCUGGGAUAUUACACAACACGAUUAUGGAUUGGGGUCAUGUGAGUCGGACUAUGCAUUGUUGGACGACGGAUCGACUACUUUGGACAACUGGACCUCGCCGAACACUUUCAUAGACCCGGUCACCCCGUCGCAGAAAGGACAAUCGUCCUGGCCCGCGCCAAACACCAAAGAAAACAACCUUGGUGGACAGCCACUGGCAACCUACGACUUCCAGUCCCCUCAACUCGGUCAUGAUCUGGACUUGUUUGGCAUUGGGAGCAAUUACAUCUCGCCCCAGCAAAUGAACCUCGAUGCUCCAAGGCCAGAUUACCCGCCUCUACCGGAAUUAGAAGAACCUUUUGAAUACCCUGCGCCGAUGCCAGGGGCCCUUCCGAUCGCUUCUUCCAGCCCCUAUCUUCCCGCCUGGCCUCUUGCAGAAGACGUGCCAACGUGGCUGGAACACGAGCCAGGAGGUCAAACAUUGUGGGAUGCGGAUAUCACAACAACCACGACUCAGAACGCCUCAACAACGACCGGGAGGCCAUUUCUGGUUAGGGGCGCACUGAGGGACACCUCGAAAGACGAGUACCUUGUGCGAUGCAAAGAACAAGGGAUGUCGUACAAGCAGAUCAAGGAAUCGGGCGGCUUUGACGAGGCCGAGUCGACUCUGCGUGGGAGAUACCGAGCAUUAACAAAGCCGAGGGAAGCAAGGUUGAGGAAACCUGAAUGGGGACAACGAGAGAUUGACUUACUUUUCGAGGGUGUCGCACACUGUUCGAAGUCGAGUACUGGUAAUCUGCUACCGGGAACUGGCGUUGAUGCUGCCACUAUUAGCCAAUUUGUCAACAAGGUACCUUGGAAGCAGGUUGCCGAAUACAUGGAGAAUCGAGGGGCAUACAGAUAUGGAAAUGCGACCGUCAAGAAAAAGUACCUCGAAGUCCUCAAGGCAAGAGGCAUUUCAGUCCCUCUCGAUUGA
Molecule: messenger RNA, 1350 nt
Organism: Capronia coronata CBS 617.96
Lineage: Eukaryota; Fungi; Ascomycota; Eurotiomycetes; Chaetothyriales; Herpotrichiellaceae
Exons: 2
Coding region: 1-1350 (449 amino acids)
Source: RefSeq, a predicted model, not a curated record